Molecule: messenger RNA, 2295 nt
Organism: Vicia faba (fava bean)
Lineage: Eukaryota; Viridiplantae; Streptophyta; Magnoliopsida; Fabales; Fabaceae
Source: the annotation of a GenBank genome assembly
AUGUUUUCAAAACAUUUUUCUUUCUUCCUUGUUGUCCUUCUCUUCUUCCCUCUCACAUCUCCCUCUUUUGCAGCAGACACCACUUCUUGGGUAAAAGCAGGCUAUUACUAUUCCGGCAAUGAAAUUUCAGCUUCAGAAAUUAAAUCAACACUUUUCACACACCUCUUAUGUGCUUUUGCUUUUAUAAACUCCACAAACUACAACGUCUUUAUUAAUUCUUCUGAAGAACACAAGUUCUCCACCUUCACCAACUCAGUAAAGUUUCAAAACCCAUCUGUUAUAACUCUUCUAUCAAUCUACACCGGAGGAGAAAACUCUUCAGUUUUCAACUCAAUGAUAAACCGAUCUUCUUACAGAAAAUCGUUCAUUGAUUCUUCCAUCAAAACAGCGAGAAAAUAUAGGUUUCAAGGCAUAGACCUUUGUGGAGUCUUACCAAAGCAAGCUAAGGAGCUUGCAAAUUUCGCAACCCUUUUGAAAGAAUGGCGAAACGCGAUAACUUCUGAGGCAAGAAACACUAAGAAAAUAGAGUUAGUGUUGGUGAUGGCAGGUUAUUAUAUCAAUGCAUCAGAUUCAUUUAGUUAUCCAUUUGAAUCAAUGCAGAAGAAUUUGGAUUGGGUUCAUUUUGUUGCAUAUGAUUACCAUCUUCCUGAUCAGGAGAGUGUCACAGGUUUUCAUGCAGCUUUAUAUGGUUCAUCUGGUUGGGAAAACACUGAUUCUGGUAUCAAAGAGUGGAGAAAGAGAGGGUUUUCUUCAAACAAACUUGUAAUUGGUUUACCUUAUCAUGGAUAUGCAUGGAGACUUAUGGAACAAGGUGAAGGGGGUGUUGGAAAACCAGCUUCAGGUCCUGCUAUUACUAAGGAUGGUUCUAUGGGUUAUAAGUGGAUAAAAAGUUACAUUAAAAGCUUUGGAGAUGGACUAGUUUCAAACUAUAAUGAUACUACUGUGGUCAAUUAUUUCACCGUUGCUUCCAUUGCUUGGGUUAAUUUUGAUGAUGUGGAAGCUAUUAAAGAAAAAGUUUCUUAUGCAAAGAAAAAUGGAUUACUUGGUUACAAUGUGUUCCAAGUUGGGAACGAUCAUAAUUGGGUCCUUUCAAUGGCAGCAGCUCAAGAAGUAGAUGAAGAUCAUCAUAACAAAAAAUCACUGAUAAUUGUUCUGCUUACAAUUAUGACUGUUGCUCUUCUCUUGGGAACAGUAUUUUAUUGCUACUACUACCAAAGAACCAUAACCAUUAUUACAAAAAUGAUAUACAAAUUGAAGAUAUACUUAUCCUCAGCUGAAGAAGAUGUUGAUGAAGAGUCUUAUGAUUUGAUAGUAUUUGGUUAUGUCACAAUUAAAGUAGCAACAGAUAACUUCUCAAAAGAAAAUAAGCUGGGAGAAGGUGGAUUUGGUGCAGUGUAUAAGGGAAAAUUACGAAAGGAACGGGAAAUAGCCGUCAAAAGACUAUCAAAAACCUCAACUCAAGGACUUGAAGAGUUCAAAAAUGAAAUCAUGCUUACAGCAAGACUACAACAUGUUAAUUUAGUUAGACUUUUGGGUUACUGCACGAAAAAGAAUGAGAAGCUUCUCAUCUAUGAAUACCUCCCAAAUAAAAGCUUAGAUCAUUUUCUCUUUGAUCCAAGGAAAUCAAGUCUUCUAUAUUGGAAGAAACGUGUGAAUAUCAUUGAAGGGAUUACUCAAGGCCUUAUUUAUCUCCAAGAGUAUUCGAAUUGUACUAUAAUCCACCGAGACCUUAAGGCUAGUAAUAUUUUGUUAGACAGUGAGAUGAAUCCUAAGAUAGCCGAUUUUGGUCUUGCUAGAAUUUUCGGAAAGAAUGAACUUGAAGCAAAUACAAGUAGGAUCGUGGGAACAUAUGGGUAUGUACCUCCCGAGUAUGUCAGAAAAGGCAUAUAUUCACUCAAGUAUGAUGUUUAUAGUUUUGGAGUCCUUCUCUUGCAAAUCAUAAGUGGGAAGAGAUCUUCAUAUUAUUACGGUCCAGAUGAAAAUAUGAACCUUUUAGAAUAUGCAUAUGAGCUAUGGAUGGAAGGGAGAGGUGUGGAGUUUUUGGACCCUUCAUUGGAUGAUUCAACAUCUGAUUGUAAAAUCAUGAGAUGCAUGCAGAUAGGUCUUUUGUGCGUUCAAGAUAAUUCGGCAGAUAGACCUUCUAUGUUAGAAGUUGAUUCACUUAUCAAGAACGAAGGCACACUCGUCGAUACUCCCAAAAUGCCAGCUUUUUCGAUGAAAAAACAUGGAUCUAACUCCAGAUUAAAAUUUCCUUCAAUCAAUGAUGUUACAAUUUCAGAGAUGGUAGCAAGAUAA